Molecule: messenger RNA, 605 nt
Organism: Fusarium verticillioides 7600
Lineage: Eukaryota; Fungi; Ascomycota; Sordariomycetes; Hypocreales; Nectriaceae
Exons: 3
Coding region: 55-516 (153 amino acids)
Source: RefSeq, a predicted model, not a curated record
CAACUACAUCUCGAUAUAUCCAUUACUUCAUCUUAGAUCUCAUCAAUCAACAACAUGACUGAACAACGACCCCCUUUCCCUCCUUACACCAGAGAGUCUGCUCACGUCAAAGUCAAAGCGGCUCAAGAUGGAUGGAACACCCAGGACCCAGCAAAGGUCAAGAUGGCCUAUACGCCUGACUCAAUCUGGCGCAACCGAGAUACUUUUGUCAGAGGCCGUGACCAAAUUGAGAAAUUCUUAACCGAUAAAUGGAGUCGAGAGCAUGACUACAAAUUGCGCAAGGAGCUCUUUGCAUUUGACGACAAUAAGAUCGCCGUGCAAUUCUGGUAUGAGUUUCGCGAUGAUGAUAAUCAGUGGUGGCGAUGCUAUGGACUUGAGGAUUGGACCUUUGAUGAGAAUGGCUUGAUGAAGAAGAGGCAAAUGAGCGGAAACAAUGUCAAGAUUAGCGAGGAGGAUCGCUGGUUCAAGGAUGGCGUUGACGUAAACACUGUUGAGAUUGGACCAGAGCACUGGUAGUCGCUCUUCUUACUCCGCUUACGCCACGGCUGAGGUAUUAAUUAUUGAUAGACAUCUCCAAUUCAUCUCUUUUCCACUAUAUUCCAGUA